AUGUCGUGGGCGUUUGCCAAGCUGGAGGUCCGGCACGGGUCCCUUAUGGAGCCGCUGGCUGUAGUGUUCAUGGCAACUAUGGCCACAGAGCGCAUCGCUGCACAGGACCUUUCGAACCUGGUCUGGGCGUACGCCACGCUGCUAAUCGUCCACGAGCCUCUAUGCCAAGCCAUCUCUGCCCGUGCGCAGCAGAACAUCGCGGCGCUCUCGUCGCAGGCGCUCGCGAACACUGCGUGGUCUGUCGCUGUGCUGGAGUUCCUGGACAGGCCGCUCGUGGCCGCCAUCUCGGCAGCUGCCGUCCCACGGAUCGGGGAGCUCACGCCCCAGGCGCUCUCGAACACCGUGUGGGCGUGCGCCUCGCUGGUGUUCCGCAGCAGGCCGCUGCUGGCUGCGAUAUCGUCACGGUCCAGAAGCAAUAUCCGCGCGUUCACGCCCCGAGACCUGGCCAACUCCGCGUGGGCCUUCGCGGAGCUUGCCGUCGAGGACGAGCCCCUGCUGGCGGCGCAGGCCGCUUAG
Messenger RNA from Prorocentrum cordatum, 516 nucleotides. NCBI's taxonomy places the organism in Eukaryota, Dinophyceae, Prorocentrales, Prorocentraceae. The record is from the annotation of a GenBank genome assembly.